AUGGCUGAGAUGGCUGAGGUGGAGGCGGGGGGGCUCAGCGUCGGACGCCCAGCCCGGCGGGGGGCUUCAGAGGGUAACCCCUCCCCUGCAGAGCGCUCCUCCAGCGGGGUGCAAAACGUGGAGUGGACCGCCGCUCCGGCGGACCGGGAGGAGAUGGGCUCGGAGAACCGCUCGGCCCGCAGGAGAACCGCUCGGCCCGCAGGAGAACCGCUCGGCCCUCAGGAGAACCGCUCGGCCCGCAGGAGAACCGCUCGGCCCGCAGGAGAACCGCUCGGCCCUCAGGAGAACCGCUCGGCCCUCAGGAGAACCGCUCGGCCCUCAGGAGAACCGCUCGGCCCUCAGGAGAACCGCUCGGCCCUCAGGAGAACCGCUCGGCCCGCAGGAGAACCGCUCGGCCCUCAGCAGAACCGCUCGGCCCUCAGGAGAACCGCUCGGCCCGCAGGAGAACCGCUCGGCCCUCAGCAGAACCGCUCGGCCCUCAGGAGAACCGCUCGGCCCGCAGGAGAACCGCUCGGCCCUCAGGAGAACCGCUCGGCCCUCAGCAGAACCGCUCGGCCCUCAGGAGAACCGCUCGGCCCGCAGGAGAACCGCUCGGCCCUCAGGAGAACAGCUCGGCCCUCAGGAGAACCGCUCGGCCCGCAGGAGAACCGCUCGGCCCGCAGGAGAACCGCUCGGCCCUCAGGAGAACCGCUCGGCCCUCAGGAGAACCGCUCGGCCCUCAGCAGAACCGCUCGGCCCUCAGGAGAACCGCUCGGCCCGCAGGAGAACCGCUCGGCCCCCAGGAGAACCGCUCGGCCCCCAGGAACCCCCGUGGAACACAGGAGCCCCGUGGAACACAGGAGCCCCCGUGGAACACAGGAGCCCCCGUGGAACACAGGAGCCCCGUGGAACGCAGCCUCUGGGAGGAGAGCGGAGGACACCUUCUGA
This is a messenger RNA of Gadus chalcogrammus (walleye pollock), 927 nucleotides long. RefSeq names its product basic salivary proline-rich protein 2-like. The record is from RefSeq and is a predicted model, not a curated record. Lineage: Eukaryota; Metazoa; Chordata; Actinopteri; Gadiformes; Gadidae. The transcript is spliced from 2 exons. Bases 1 to 927 code for a protein of 308 amino acids.